AUAAAUUUUAUUUACUAUUUACUGAAAAUUUUUCAAUUUUCUUAAGAACGCGUUAUCUCGGUUAAUUUUCAGGCUAUUUGAGAAGCGUCUUAGAUAUUAGCAGUUCCAAAAAUAACCCUUAGCCUCAACGAAACGAGUUAAAUCGAUGUCUAAGUUUCGUUUACAUACAUUUUAAAAUAUUGCAUAUUACAAGCCCCGUUUUUGUUUCUAAACAUUUCUUAUGACAUUUACAUGACUUGACGACUCUGUUACAAAAGAAAGUACAAAAUGGAAUCUGACUAUAAAGCCGGUUUGAAUAAAAAUGUAUCUACUCAACAAAAGCCUAAUUAUAAUUGGGUGGAUGUGACGCCUGAAUUUUUCGAAUCAAUUAAAGAACUCGAAUUAGGCGAACUAUUACACGGAUAUUUCUUUGGUUUAUUUGAGGCCAUGUCGGCCAUUGAAAUAAUGGAUCCUAAAAUGGACGCUGGUAUGAUGUGUAAUCGUGAAUCAAAAGCAAUUAAAAUUGAAGAACUGAAAUUAGGCGGCCUAACGAUACCCGAACAAAUAUCGAUAAUAGAUGUUACACUGGCCUGUCUGGUUUCGUGGCUCGAAGGACAUUCGCUUGCGCAAACUGUUUUUACAAAUUUAUAUUUUCAAAAACCUUACAAUAUCGAAGACACUUCAAUAAAGGCUUUUUGUAUUUGUAUUUAUAAAAUCAUCGAAGCUAUAAGAGAUUUUGCCAACAGAGCACAAGUAUUCGAAGAAGAAGACUUUCAACCCGCUCUUUACAAUUAUCAUUAUUUUUCUGAAAUCUCCGAUCAAAGGGUCAUCGGUAUGAUGAGGGAGGUGGACGAAGAGUUAAAUCACGUGAUGAAAUCAAAAGAUACUAAAGAUAACGAGCUCUACGUAGCUUUAAACGUUCGUAUUAAGUUUGUAAGGCUGUUUCUCCAGAUCCUACUAUCGUUCAAUCGGCGUGAAAACCAAACAACUUCAAUGGGAGAAACACAAAGGUUGUUAACGACUUGCGGUUUAUUAAUUCCCUCAUUAAUUAAGACCGUCGAUAAAGGAGUACCAAACGAAGGCGAUUGGUAUUUUAAGUUGGGUUUCGAUCCGCUUAUAAAUCAAAAGCUAUUGCCGCCUACAUUUCCUCGUUAUACAAAAAUAAAGCCGCCCGCAGACGCAUAUCACUAUUUCGAAGGACUGUUAACAAGACUGAAACAAAUUUGUAAAAUGACAAAUUGUGUGACGUUUAUAAGUGCUCUGGAAUGUUUCGUGGAACUCGGUCACAACAGCAAUUUAUGUAUCGUAUCUAGAUCGAUUAUGCAAACGCUUUACCUACCGCAGCCCAACAGAGUUUUCGGUACCCAGGAUUUGGAAGACUGUCUUAGAGAAUGGGCAAAAUCGUUUAUAGCGCCGCCGUCGCUCAUAACACGUUUAAAUAUUCUAUCCAACUCUCAAGCAAAAGACUGUGUUUAUAGCUUUUUCGAACACUGCACUCGUCCUUUCGCCGGAUUCAUUCAGAUAUGCGGUCACAACAGGGCUCGCCAAAGAGACAAAUUAGCACAUCUCAUGGAAGACUUCUCGGCGUUACAGGAUGAAUCCCAAAGAGUCGACGCUUUUCUGCACACAUUCACGUCCAAGUUGGAUCCGCCCAGAGAACACUUGGCAAGUUUCAGCACGUGGAUAAUCUAUCAUACAAUACGUAUUAUGAUAAUGUUUUUGCUAUCCGGUUUUGAACUAGAAUUGUACAGUGCGCACGAAUAUCAAUACAUCUAUUGGUAUUUGUAUCAAUUCUUGUACGGCUGGUUGGUGUCCACAUUGAACAGAGCCGAUAACGUACUUUACGGUAACGACUCUUCGGUGGAUUGUCAAAAAAAUCGAGCGAAACGAAACAAACCUAAAAAGAAAAAAUUACACCCUUACAGCCAAGAAAUCAUCAUGUGCCACGCCAUGCAAAGUUUAACCGGUGCUUAUUUUAAGACAUUGGUCGGAUUCCAAUUGGAAGGUAAAAUAAAGCCGCCGAAACACGCAAAGUUCGACAACGAGAGGGUUCGAUACGAACACAGAUUUGCGGCGUUCUCGACGGUGGCCGUGCCGCCGCCGUUUUCGUACGCCGAAUUUCAAAUGACCCGAUGCCAAGUGCAAGACACCGUGUCCGGUAACUCCGGUAUGCUUUACCUGAGCGGCUGUGAACUAUUUCACCAGGCGAGAUGUCUGUUAGACACUCUCGCUCAACCACAUUCUCCACAGGUACUCGAUCUGUUGAAAGUUUGUAAAACGAAUUUUGUCACCAUGAAAUUGCUGGCCAGCGGACACAAAAGAGGCCCGGAAGUUUCACUCGAUUUUGAUUUUACCACCAACUCUUGUUUUCCUAUAUACAAGCUCAGCUAAUCCUAAACGAUUGUUAACAUUUAGAUAAAAAUAAAUAUUUGAAGACUGUUUGAAACUUAUUAUACAAUCGAUAAUACCAUCUCGCCUUCUUAUACAAAAUUAAUUCUUUUUUAAUCUUUAAACAAACGGGGCUAUUGUUUUUUUUGUAUAACAGAGUUGUUUUAUGUGUUAAAAACGCACGGUUUUUUUUCCCAUCACAUAAUAAUUAUUGAUUAGCUAUAUAAAUAAUAUGUAAGAUUGAUUAGUUUAUUGUUUUUACUAACAAUUAUUAUUGUAUAUGCGGUUUCUUGUACAAUGACAAAAGUUUGUUUUUUCGUGUAUGAAUUUUGCCACUCCAAUGUUCUUCAUGUAUCUGUAAUAAACUUAUUUCCGUUUCA
Molecule: messenger RNA, 2747 nt
Organism: Adelges cooleyi (spruce gall adelgid)
Lineage: Eukaryota; Metazoa; Arthropoda; Insecta; Hemiptera; Adelgidae
Gene: Naa35
Product: N-alpha-acetyltransferase 35, NatC auxiliary subunit
Exons: 13
Coding region: 268-2370 (700 amino acids)
Biological process (GO): N-terminal peptidyl-methionine acetylation
Cellular component (GO): NatC complex
Source: RefSeq, a predicted model, not a curated record